Messenger RNA from Trachymyrmex septentrionalis, 7183 nucleotides. RefSeq lists its product as uncharacterized. Gene Ontology annotation, cellular component: nucleus. Bases 37 to 3885 code for a protein of 1282 amino acids. Gene Ontology annotation, molecular function: transcription cis-regulatory region binding. Gene Ontology annotation, biological process: regulation of transcription by RNA polymerase II. The transcript is spliced from 7 exons. The record is from RefSeq and is a predicted model, not a curated record. Lineage: Eukaryota; Metazoa; Arthropoda; Insecta; Hymenoptera; Formicidae.
CUUUUAUUGCCGAUCGACGCGACGCGCGUUUCGCGAAUGAGAACCUUUCGCAAGAAUAAUAACGACGAUAGUGACUCUAUGCUGUGUAAUAAUAACUCGAUGAGAACGAUGCCAAGAGACUUUAGCGGGGAAAUGAAAAGAAACGGAAGGAAAGGAAGUAGAAAAAAAAAGAGGGAUGACAAUACUGUCGCGUUGCUAGGCGGUGCUUGCUUCAGCCACGGCCCUUACACAUUUUACAAGGCAGUAAGGAUAAGUAACGGUCGUGUCCUUCGUCUCGGUAGUUUCUUCCUGACGAAAUUGUGGAGCGAUGCCGAUCUCGUCAGCAUCGGCGAACUUCAGCUAUUGUGGAUGGACAGUCGUGGACCGAAUCAGCCUUUGGCAUCCCUGCGACUUUAUUUCUUACCUGAAAACACGCCGGAUGGAAGGAGAGACACGCACGGAGAGGACGAGGUGCUGACGAUUUCAGAAAAAGUAGUCGUCCGCGUGCACGACCUAGUCACAUGGCUUUCACCUACGUUGGAGUGGUCGUGGGGACGGGAAGUGUCCUAUCCAACGACCCCGACGUCGUCCCCGGGGACUAGUCCACUCAGAUACGAGAUGCCGCAGCCGCAGGUGCUGACGGAUCCGGGGAUCGAUUUCUCGGACGUCGAGAAACAGCAGAAGGAAUACGAAAGCAACCUGAACUCUUUGAAAAGAUCGGACAGCUUCCAAACGAAAGUGGUGGUACUCUCAUAUCCUAGAUAUUGCCGCUACAGGGCACUUCUACGUAGACUCGAAGGUGCCGAGCCCUCCUGGCUGUGCUCGUCCAUCGCGGCCGCGUUAGGGGGCUUCACCGCGACACCAGGCACCAAGGUGCUCUUCUGCAGAGACACAUUUGACUAUCCGGAUCUCGAGACUCAUGAGCUGCUGUGUAAUCACUUGGCGCCGAAAUUAAAAGGUAGACCACGAAGAAAGCGUAAAAAGCGCAGCGCUUCGCCGGGCGAAUCGUCGAACGAAAGCGAAGCCUCAGUGGCGUCGACGUCGAAGAGUACGUCGGCGAUCACCAGCCUGGUAAUACCCACGGUCGGGAGACCGCCCUCGUCCGGGAUACGGCGGAGCGAGAGGAAGACCAGCGCGGAAGAAAAGAAGUUCAUCACCGACGUGCAAAGUUUUAUGAACUCUCGGGGUACGCCGGUCGGAAAGAUGCCACUGCUGGGCUACAGGCAGAUCGAUCUGUUCCUGUUUUAUACAAAAGUGCAAAUGCUUGGUGGUUAUGACUCUGUCAGUGCUGGGCGCCUUUGGAAAACCAUCUACGAUGACAUCGGUGGUAACACGGGUUCUACUAGCGCAGCGACUAUUACACGUAGACAUUACGAAAGAUUAUUGUUACCUUACGAAAGGUAUCAGCGAGGCGAAGAAACAAGAGUGAGACUGAAUCUCGGACGACGUACCAAGAGUAUGAGUGCAUCCGAAGAUUUAGACAUCAAGGAGGAACCGAGCGAGCUCUAUAUGUCGGAGACACCUCCACCAAUAGAUGUAAUUCCUGCGACCACAACACCACCCUUACAACCAAUAAUGUCAGCAACAACAACGACUUUACUCUUGAGUGAGAAACCCAAAGCCGAAACCGGCAAGACAUCCUCGUUACGUAGCGUGCGAGUGAAACCGGAACGCCUGAAAUCUUUGAAUACAAUAAUCGCCAAUAAUGCGACACCUUCCAGCCAGCAAGCUAGCCAACUGCCAAGUCCACCGCCAUCCUCCAAUACAUCUAUCUCGACGCCCAAUAGCACACCCUCCACAACACCGACGAAUGGUACCAGUAACAAUCAGAGUGUCUUGGAGAGGCAGCUCAACAGUCCUUUGAUAUCCCAACAAGUUCCACCAUCGUGUUCGCCACCAGGCUUGCCUGUGACUAGUGUAGCGGCAAACGCGUCGACGGUCGUCACUCUAACGCCUCCACCUGAGAAGGAUAUGAAGGAGAUCAAGUUGGAUCCCAAGCAAACAACUUUACUGGCACAAGGCAAGGAAAAUAUACCACUAUUUGGCGGCGAGAAAUUCGCGGAAAAGACGAUAAUGCCACCAGUCUCUAGAUCACCUGAAGUGAUCGACCUUGAAAACGAGAACGACACGAGUCGAGACAAAAUAAUCAUUCCCAGCUUUAAGAAACGUAAACUCGAGAUUUUGCGCGAAGGCGGUCUCGAAGUUACCGCCGUCGAUCUGGACGUGCGACCGAGCGUAAUUCAAAGCUGUGUUGGUAUGUCGCCGCAACAACAUCAACAGCAGCAAUCGCCAUCAUCCUUGCCUGCUACAAUGAAGUCUACUGAAGAGAAGCAACCGUCGAUCUCGCCGUAUCCACUUCCAGUUACGCCCAACUCCAUUCCUAAAUUAAUAUCCGUCACUGUGACACCCGACAUAGGACAUAUGUUACCGUCGCCGCAUGAUCAUCAAAAUCAUCUGCCGCGAAUACCGACGAUUAAACAAUUACCAGUUCAUCACAACAAUAACAAUAUUAGCAUGAUGAACAACAACAAUAUGGCAAAUAGUCGAAUAAUAAAUCUUGGUAGCUCGAACAAUACCGCGCUAUUGCAACUGUAUGCGAAUGCGAACGUCGUACCAUCAACGAUUUCGUCUGUGCAACAAUCAAGCCAUCGUUUUGUUCCACCAAAUAUUCCAAAUGGCAGGUUAUUACUACCAAAGGUGACGCAAUCAAGGUCGAUAUUUGUGCACAAUGAAAGGACGGUUUAUGGAAAUCCCAAGGAUAUUUUGAACUCUCCUCCAAAAUAUCACUCGCCGCAUCCACAUCAACAACAGCAGCAACAACGCUCGCAGCAACAUCCACAAAUGAGCUCCAGCAACGACAUCGGACAAGGAGGUGUUCUCGAUCUGACGCAAAAGAACGAGAAACCGACGUUCCCUAGGCCCAGUCUAGAAAUAGUCAGAGUACCUGUAGUGCAGAGGCCUAAUCCAUUAAAUCUGGACGUGCGGAAUUCACCCGUGGCUAAGGACAAAUUGUCGGACAGACCUGUCGUCGAUUGUCCAAAGCGAAUACCCUUCCCUGCCUACCAAAAUGUAAUUGACAGUCGAACUAUUGCGUCGAAUAACCUCGAGAUUACGCUAGUGAAUCCCAAGCACAAAAACAAUCACCACGUCAUACCGUCUCACGUUCAAAUACCGAGUCCACCUAAUAAAAAUGCGAUAGGAACGAUAAGUAGCGUGCAAAUGAGGCAGCAACAAUCGCAGCAACAAGUGAACGGAAAGUAUACAGUGAGAAAUGAGCCGAUUUCGCCAUACACACCAAGGAAGCCAAGUCAUCCCAUCAUACCAAACGUACCCAAUUUGAAUCAUUUGAAUCAUAGUGGAAGUUCAUUUCCUAGAAUUCAGGCAACGACAUUGCCUCAGUCACAACAACAAAUGAGCAUUGAUAGGAGGAAAGCGGCUGCGGAGGCCGGUAGGGAUCAUCAACAUCGUAGGAUUAGCGAGGGCGAGAAAUCAUCUUUGGCAGCGCAACAGCAGCAGCAGCAGCAUCAGCAUCAUCAUCACCAUCAUCAUCAGGAACCCAGGCAGAACGAGGUUGGGCGGCGACACAGUUUACCCAGCAUACCAUCGGGAUUCGUACCGACGGUACCGCAAAAUAAUUCUGCUCCCUUUCCUUUGCCACAAUUGCCAAACGCGUCCGGCAAGUUUCUACCAAUUCUGGAUCCCAUGUACUACUCCACGUUCUAUAACGGUUUGUUCCCACCGCCGAUUCCGCCCACGGCCACCGCAGCUGCUGCCACCGCGUCGUCGUUUUUACCGCCGGAAUUUAACGCAUAUUACAAGGAAUUACUUGCUUCCUCGCAACCAAGACUGACGGGGAUGACGGGGCAGCCGCCGCAUCAACAGCCGGCCGCUCCAACGUCUAAAUAGACAAUGGGAUCUCAACAUUUAGGGUUUCCGGCAUAGCGAAAGACGCUUCGAUUACUAGAGAGACAAGGAUCCGUCGGACUUCUUCGCUGUCGAAAUGUAUAUCAGCGAGUGACGCGAUAUAAUGAUGAGAGUGAUGCGAUUUGUUCAGACUAUAUAUGUUUAGUUAUGUUGUUUUUAUUCGAUUAAAACAACAAGAACAAGACGAAAUUUAUUCACAGUGUUUAUUCAUGAUAGAACGAAGAUAAUCCCACAGGGUCUCGCGCAAAGGUAAAAUGAAGUAUCGGUAUAAGUGCAGAUGUUAUACGAAGAUAUGUUCUUCAAAUUAUGAUAUAUUUCAUAUCAUUAGUUACAAAUAUUUCUAAUAGAUGAUUAGAAAGAUUAGAAAGAAAUAUUUAUAUUGCGCAUUUGGUGAGAAAUGCAAUAAUACGUGGGCCUUGUUAUGUAUGUGGACGCAUAACAUUUUGUUGUCGCUCAAUUUGAUAUAAUUAAUAAGAUUUAAUAUAUAAUUAACAUUUUUUUAAAUAAUUUUAUUAGUAUAUACGUACUAUAACGUUAUAUUCAAUAUGUGCGACUAUAUUAUAAGCCCUCUUUUUCCGAAAUUAGAUUCUUGGAUUCGUCCUUGCACGAGACUCUAGAGGAUUAUCGAUAUUAAGAAAAAGAAAUCCUGUGAUAAAAAUGCACACAAAAUGUAUUGAUAUUCAAGGAGACAGUCGAUGGAAUCCACAGAAAAUCGUUAUUUUUAUAUGUUUAUUUUAUAUAAAUUGUUUACGCGCGUUUUUGAUUUUCAAUUAAUGUUAUAAGACAAAAUAUUCUGAUUUGGAAACUUGCAUUACCUGUGCUAGCUAUGCUAGAGUUUCCUAAUGUCUCCGUUCCGUUGUAAAAAAAAUUCUUCCUGAGAACAAUUACUUUUUUCUUUUCUUCACAUAUUUAGAUAUAUAUUUUCAAAAGGGUAUCAUUCACGUUAAUUUCAAAUUCGUCGAGUCUUUAUUUUCGGUUUUCGUUUUGCAAAUGUACAUUUUGAUUUAUUUUGAGCGCACCAUGUGAUAAACCCGAUGCGAAAAAAAAAAAAAAGAAAAGAAUUAUGGCGAGCGUAUAGCCGGCGGAUCAUCGGAAUGUAUAAUUGUUUACUGUGUGUAACGGAGUAAAUCUUAUGUAGUAACGCUCGCGAAAACCCAAUGUACUGUGUAUAAGCUAGACAAUUUUCAUUAUAAUAAAAAAAGGAACACUCGUACACAAUCACGUACACACCGCUCUAUAGUCACCUCUAACGAUAUAAGCGCACGCAUGCAAUGUUAUAGCAGCGACAUGUAUAUAAUGUAUAUAGCUACGUAAAUCAUUAAGCUAGACAAAUCCUACAUUAUCUCUCAACAUAUUACGUAAGAAAGUUAAGUUUAGUAAGUGUACACAGGCUGUCUUGCUCGUGUGGCCAACGAUGUUGUCGUAUCGCUGUUUUUCCUUAGGAGGAAAGAAAACGAUAUUUUUCUUCAACAACAUUUCCGAUGGUCUCUUUUUUCGCUCGGAAGACAUUUGUGACGAUCUUUCGCUUUCUAACGCCGCGCCGCGCCGUGUCGAGCGUGAGGGAGCGCGCGAUGUAAGCUCUUCGUUUUAUCUCUGUAAAAAGCAUCCGGAACCGCGUGCAAUCAAUUAAUUACUUGUUACGCGAUCGAACUGCUAAACGUGAUCGAACAUCGCGGGCCACCACAAUACUUUGGAAACAGAUUUUAAAAAAUUACCGACGGUAUAUUCAUGUUAAAUGUAGGCAUAUUGAUGAUAGAAUUUGUUCGUUUUAGGAUACUCUGAUCAAAAGAAUAUUAAUAAAUAUGAGAAUAACGUUAAAGCAUUCGUAACCGUAAGACGUACAAGAGGAAGAAAGAUCCGUUUCGGAUCGUUCUAGCGAAAAAAAAGAAAAUCAGAUUUCUAUAUUGAUGUCUUUCAAGAGUAUGAAUUAUUCACGUUUUUUCGGAUGGUUCUUUCGUGAUAACAAAGGCGUUGCGGCGCCGAUUGCGAGACCGCGGCUGAUUAACGAUAGCCUUCCAGUGGUAUUCAACGAGUCGAGAAACCGAGAAUUCGAUAUCGAUUAUCGAUCAGCGCGAAGGGUCAGGACAUGAGACGCUACCACUGUUGUUAUUUUUGUAAGACCGCGGCUGACUUCCGGCGACCCGGGCGCGUCGCGACUACGCCGUCGCGUCGCGUCGCUUUUCGACAUGGUGCUAUGCGACGAAGAAAUUCUAUUGUAAGUCUUUUCGAAAACAAUUUUAGCGGGCGUUGUUGGGUACCAGUGGAGAUCUCUGGCGCGAUCGCCCGAAAGAACUACAUACACAAUCUUAAGAUAGAUCUUCACGUCCAAGUCUGAUAAAUAUAUACAGAAACAAAAAAGUUAAAGGGAAACUCCACGGGUUCUAGCGUAUGUAUAAAGAGAGGAAAGAAGGAGAUAGUCGAGUAUAUACGGAUCUCCGUUAUGAUUACGAUUCGCUGUAAUAUCGCGGGGUUCGUACAGCGCUGCAGCGGCGAGGAAAGCGAACGCUGCAAGAUGGACGAAGAGGACGGCAAAGCGGAGUGUCGUCGUCGAGUCUCCGCAAAGGGAAAGGCUUUUAUGAGAAUACGUGCCAUAAAAAAAAAAAACUGAUUAGAUAGCGACUACGAAAUCGAACGAUAGCGACGGUCAUUUGUACAUGCUUUUGACGAGCCCCUUAACUGCAGUUCGAAAAACUAAGAAGGUAGACGCGAAUCGAAAAGAAAAAAGAUUAAGGAGAAUAAUUACAAUGUGCAAAGAAUUCCACGUGGAAGAUUUUAUAUGAUUUUUCGUUUAUAUUCUGUUACCGCGAUUAUUUUAUAAAUCUCGAGUCCUUUUUUUUUUAGCGCGCGUGAGAGUGUACGGAAUAAACGUGCCGUUGAAUGAGAGUGAGAGUGAGUCGCGGAAGAAUCUUCGAAUGUUUCGAGAAGAAGAGUCUACGAUUGUUUUUCGUUUUUUUUUUUUUGCGAGUUUUCUCUUCAUUUUGUAUACUUAGUAGAGCGAUUUUAGCAUAACCCUCGUUUUCCCACUUUAAUAAUAGUAAUUAUUACGAUACAAAUAUUUUUUAUUAUAUAUGGGCAUUUCAGUUCCUAAGUUGGAAAUAAAAUAUCUACUACAAACGGGUUUUCUUAUUGCCACGUACCAAAUAAGAAUGAGCUCUCGUGUCUCUGCAAUCGCAAGAACGCAUUUUUGCUCUUUAGAUCUUUGCCGAAAGGCGUACUUGCAGAUUUUUGUUUCGACAAAAUUUCCCAAUAUUUACCUCCCCCUACGGUAUGUCUAUGCUUU